UUGUGUUCUGAGUUUUUGACACGACCCUCUUCCCUCCCAGGUACCCCCUGUACCAGCUGGGCAACCCCCAGCUCCGCGUCUUUCGCACCAACUUCUUCAUUCGGCUGGUGCGGCCUGGCACAGCCCAGCCCGAGGAUACUGUGCAGUUCCGGAUCCCCAUGGAGAUGACCAGAGUGGACCUCAGGAACUAUCUCGAGCGCAUUUACAACGUGCCGGUGGCAGCCGUGCGGACCAGGAUACAGCACGGUUCCAACAGGAAGAGGGAUCACAGAAACAUCAGGGUGAAGAAACCAGACUACAAGGUGGCCUACGUGCAGCUGGCGCAUGGACAGACCUUCACGUUCCCAGAUCUGUUUCCUGAGAAGAAGAGCCCUGAGGGCAGUUCUGGGGACCAUGAUGACAUCAGGGACCAGCUCCUGGAGGACCAGCGGCAGAGGCAGAUCCCCGACCCCCGGCGCGGGGGCGUCCCCAGCUGGUUCGGCCUGUGACGGGCAACCGUGACAUGUGAAAGUUCGAAUAAAAAUGCCGCUUAUGCAGAA
This is a messenger RNA of Vicugna pacos (alpaca), 539 nucleotides long. Lineage: Eukaryota; Metazoa; Chordata; Mammalia; Artiodactyla; Camelidae. The record is from RefSeq and is a predicted model, not a curated record.